Messenger RNA from Syzygium oleosum, 3743 nucleotides. Its product is annotated as pentatricopeptide repeat-containing protein At5g01110. Gene Ontology annotation, molecular function: protein binding. Gene Ontology annotation, cellular component: chloroplast. NCBI's taxonomy places the organism in Eukaryota, Viridiplantae, Streptophyta, Magnoliopsida, Myrtales, Myrtaceae. Bases 30 to 2249 code for a protein of 739 amino acids. The transcript is spliced from 4 exons. The record is from RefSeq and is a predicted model, not a curated record.
UCCACCGGUCGCCGGCCGGCCGCAUACCAAUGCCUAUCCGGCGGCUGCUCCGCCGCAAACCGCCGAGCAACCGCUCCCUUCCCGGACGAGAUCACCUCCACCGGCCAAACCCACGUCUCAUCCACGGCGUCUCCACCCUCCAACCCUCCGAGCUCGCCGCCGCCGCCCCCACCUCGGAGCAGUCGCGGUCGGCUCCGUCGACCUCCAUGCCGGACUCUCUCCUGGCGGAGAAGAUCCUCUUCAACCUGAAGCAAGGUAACGUCAGGGACCCUCGAAGCUACUUCUCCCGCUUGAGCCCUCCGGCCGUCGUCGAGGUGCUCCGGCGGUACCGCGACGACCUUCGCGCGGCCCUGAAGUUCGUCGACUUGGUUUCGUCUAACUGCCCCGGUUUCAAGCACUCGCCCGAGUCCUUGAGCGCCAUGGUCCACGUGUUGGUCCGCGGCCGGAGGUCAUCGGAAGCGCAGGGUUUGAUUCUCAGGAUGGUCAGGAAGAGCGGCGUCUCGCGUGCGGAGAUUGUGGAUUCUUUGAUUGAUGCUUGUCGUGAUGGCGGGUCGAGUUGUGCGGUGUUUAGCUUGUUGAUCAGGACUUACGUGCAAGCUAGGAAGUUGAGGGAAGGCGCCGAGGCUUUUCGGUUGUCGGGUAGUAAAGGGAUUCGUGUUCUUAUCGGUGCUUGUAAUGGUCUCCUUGGCGGGCUCGUGAAGGCGGGGUGGGUCGAUUUGGCGUGGGAAGUUUACGGCGAAGUCGUUAGGAGCGGUGUUCAAGUGGAUGUCUACACUCUUAACAUAAUGGUCAAUGCAUUGUGUAAAGAUCGUAAGAUGAAUGAGGUCAAAUCAUUUUUACUGGACUUGGAGGAGAAGGGUGUUUUUCCAGAUAUUGUUACUUAUAAUACUCUGAUUAAUGCUCAUUGUAGGGAGGGACUAGUGGAUGAAGCUUUCGGGUUGGUGAAUUUAAUGUCGGAGAAGGGCAUGAAACCAAGCCUAUACACCUAUAAUGCCCUUAUCAAUGGAUUGUGUAGAAAUGGAGAAUACACCAGAGCUAGAGAAAUGCUGGAUGAGAUGUCAGAAAAAGGUGUGAGCCCCGACAAUGCCAGUUUUAAUACCCUGCUCGUUGAGAUUGGUAGAAAAGGUAAUGCUGUGGAGGCUGAAAAGAUUUUCGAAGAGAUGUCACUGCGAGGUGUGGUUCCUGAUUUGGUUAGCUAUAGUUCGAUCAUUGGGGUGCUUUUGAGAUGUCACAAUCUUGACCGGGCUUUAAUGUACUUUAGGCGCAUGAAAAGUGCUGGGUUGGUGCCGGAUGGUGUAAUUUAUACCAUCCUCAUUGAUUGGUACUGUAAAAAUGGCUUAGUCUCAGAGGCUUUGAGGUUGCGGGAUGAAAUGCUGGAGCAAGGCUGCUUCGUGGAUGUAGUUACAUUUAACACUAUAUUGAAUGGUUUGUGCAAGGACAAGAUGCUUGUGGAGGCAGAUCAGCUCUUUCGCGAGAUGGAUGAAAGGGGUGUGUUUCCUGAUUUUUGUACAUUCACUACACUAAUUAAUGGGCACUGUAAGGAUGGGAAUAUGAACAAAGCAAUGAGCUUGUUCAAGACAAUGUCUCAAAGAAACCUAAAACCUGACAUUGUGGCAUACAAUACACUGAUUGAUGGUUUCUGCAAGGCGGGUGAAAUGGAGAAGGCUUAUCAAAUAUGGGACGAUAUGAUCAACAGUGGCAUAAGUCCAAACCACAUUUCAUACAGCAUUCUGAUAAAUGGUUUCUGUAGCACAGGAGCUGUUGCUGAGGCUUUUAGGUUGUGGGAUGAGAUGGUUAAGAGGGGUAUUCGACCUAGUCUAAUUGGUUGCAACACUAUAUUAAAAGGUUUUUGCCGGUCUGGAGAUGUAUCCAAGGCAGAUGAGUUCUUCAGCAAAAUGGUUGCUAAAGGAAUUCUUCCAGAUAGCAUUACUUACAACACUUUGAUCAAUGGAUUUGUGAGAAUAGAGGACAUGGAUAAAGCUGCUGAACUGGUUAAUAAAAUGGAGAACAUGGGACUGAUGCCCGACGUAUAUACGUACAAUGUCAUUUUGGGUGGUUUCUGUAGGCAAGGUAGGAUGCAAGAAGCUGAGCUGGUAUUGAGAAGGAUGAUUAGUAGAGGUGUGAAUCCGGAUAGAGCUACAUAUUCAGCGUUGAUAAAUGGCCAUGUUAGCAACGAUGACUUGAAGGAAGCAUUUCGGUUCCAUGAUGAAAUGCUGCAGAAGGGAUUUGUACCGGAUGAUAAAUUCUAGACCUCAUUCAGGGGACUGUCAAGAACGACCUUUUGGGUUAUUAUGCUUGAGGAAAUCAGAUUCCUCCAUGGAUGGAAGUGUCGGUCUAGGAACAAAAUGACAGGUUGGAGCAUUGCAAGUAGCAUGCUAGUUAUGUGUUCUUGCUACUUUUGUGACUGAAUUAUACAACACGGGUGUGACGAGUUUCAUUAAAUAGAUUGGCCAAUUGCGGGAGCUGUUCUAUUAUGUGGAAAAAAAUAAUGGUUCUGCAAACCUUCUGAUUUUAACUGAGUAUCACAUGUUCUUUUUUGGCCAAACUUAGUUUCACAGUAUAAAUUACAUAAUGUUCGGUUAUGUCAAAAAGUUUUUGAUUUUUUUAUCUGUUUUAUGCUCAUCCUGAACGUCCCUUCAACAGGUCUUUCCUUUUGCUUCCCUACAUCUAAAAGUUAUUAAGCUGCAGUCUAUUUGGUAUCUAGAUUGAAUUAUCUGUCAUAGUUGAUGGAACAGAUAUUAUGGUUUCAUAAUUCUCUAUCUCUGGGUCGAUUUGUUUCCACUUACUUAUUUUCUUCUUGUAAUUGUUUUUCCUGUUUUUCUUUUUUACUUUCUUGUUUCUUGGAUACAAAUAAUCCUUGGAUUUAAAAUCAGCUGCUAGAUUCCCACUUUGUGCAUAAUGUAGACGAGUUCUGACAUGGUCAUUAAGUGAAAUUCCUGCAAACCAAUUAAUCCUGGUAAACGCUAUCUGAAAUGUAUAUGAGCCAUCAGAGGAUCCACUGAUUGAGCAUGGUCUUGAGAUUGUGAAUUCGGCAAAAGAACAAGCUUCUCCUAGUGGUGUAAGAUUAGUGGCUGAUACUUUGUGGUCCGAAAUCUUUCCCAAAACCCAAAGAUGUUGGCAUCCGAUAGGUUGCUUGGUGGGAAAUAGUAACUUCCAUACUUUUUGCUGUUUAAUUCAAUUACUUCUAGUCUUCUCGGUUGGACACAGCCCCUAUACAGGAAUUUUUCUCUGGUUGUCACACUGCCUUUUCAAAUAUGCAGAAACUACUUUAGGUUGUACACGAGGCUCUACCAAAGAUGUCUUUGGUUGUUCCAGACUUCAGUUACUUACCUGAUGUAAGGGUACCUGGUGAAAAAGCUCCUAAUGUAUCAAGAAGGUCGGGAGGAGCUCAGAUCGUGGGUUUGAUGCAACUUUAAGAAGCCUUAUGAGUGACUUCUUUUGCGGGCCAAAGCCUAAUGGUCAUGGCAGAACAAAGCUGUGCAAUCCGGUAAAAGAUCUGUGGUAAUUUCGAGACUUAAUAUUUGUAUUCAUUUGUCAUAGGAUGCCCUGGAUGGUCAUGGUCGAUGUUGUGCAAUUUAUAUUGAUCCUCGAAGAUACAACUGUCCUCAGUACAUAAGAUCAUACGUGCUACUUAUUAGUUCUUCAAGCUAUUGUUAAUCUUCAGUAGUCCGGGUCGAUGUUGUAUGACAUUGCUUUUAUUUUGCUUUGAAUGUUUUCACAUAGUGAAGUAAAGGGGUUAUGAG